AUGGCCAACAUUGAAGUAAUACACGCCUACCGAAACCUCUACCGGAACCUCCUCAAGGCAGUUCAAUAUACUGUCCCUGCCCGUUUUGUAGCACGCGACCAACUUCGGAGGGCUUUCCGCGAGCCCGGCGCCACAUACGAUGAGAGAGGCAUCAAGCGGACCAUAUGGUUCUUUAAGGCUGCGGCCAAGGAGAGGGGAUUGGAAGACAAAAUUCUGAAGAACUUGCUGCGCGUCCAUCAGAUGAGGUUCCGAAAAAAGAACUACUCGUCGCAUGAUCCGCUGAAAUAUGCAGAAGAAGAGAUGAAAGUGGCGAGUUUGACAGCGUAUAACCACUAUGACAUGACAGUUGCUAUGUUAAACAAGACCAUGGGGCUGUGUCUGCGAUGA
Fusarium sp. VM40 is the source of this 387-nucleotide messenger RNA. The record is from the annotation of a GenBank genome assembly. Lineage: Eukaryota; Fungi; Ascomycota; Sordariomycetes; Hypocreales; Nectriaceae.